Molecule: messenger RNA, 2380 nt
Organism: Leucoraja erinaceus (little skate)
Lineage: Eukaryota; Metazoa; Chordata; Chondrichthyes; Rajiformes; Rajidae
Gene: lrrc57
Product: leucine rich repeat containing 57
Exons: 5
Coding region: 205-972 (255 amino acids)
Molecular function (GO): protein binding
Source: RefSeq, a predicted model, not a curated record
CGCCGGACGUGGCGUCAACGGGCUUCCGGACGGCGCUCGGGCCUUGGCCCUGGAGACGGGAGGAGCGGCCGCGGGUCCAGGUAACGACCGCCGGCCCGGGUAGUGACUGUGAGCCCAGGCACUGGCUCACCGCGGGGAUGUCUCCGAGCACCGAUUUGAUCUAGUGUUGGACAGAGUUCUCACCUUAAGCAGAACUGGAUGUGAAUGGCCAUUGAGAAAAAAUUAUUUAUUUUCUCGGAUUGUAGCGGUUUUACCAUGGGGAACAGUGCGCUGAAAGCUCACCUGGAAACUGCACAGAAGACGGGCGUGUUCCAGCUCACAGGGAAAGGCCUGAACGAGUUCCCCAUGGACCUGCAGAGACUGUCAACAAAUUUGAGAAUGAUGGAUCUUUCGGGAAACAAGAUGGAGACCUUGCCUUCUGUCAUUGGGCAGUUUUCAGUACUGAAGAGCCUGACUCUCAACGGCAAUAGAUUGGCUGUUCUUCCUGAGGAUUUGGGCAAGCUGAAGAAACUGGAGAAUCUUCACCUCAAUGGUAACUCACUGAAAAAUCUCCCUUCCAGCUUCGGGCAGCUGGCAGCCCUGAAGACCCUGAGUCUCUCUGGGAACCGGCUGAAGGAGUUUCCACUCCAGCUAUGUCAACUCCGACACCUGGAUGUGGUGGAUCUGUCCAAGAACAAAAUCCAACGUCUCCCAGAUGAAGUGGAGCAGCUGCAGGCCAUUGAGCUCAAUGUCAACCAGAACCAGGUUUCUCAGAUCUCGCCACACAUCUCCCGCUGUCCGCGACUGAAGGUGCUGCGGUUGGAGGAGAACUGUUUGGAAAUCUCCAUGAUCCCCAACAGCAUCCUGGCCGAUUCCCAGAUCUCCGUGCUGGCUGUUGAGGGAAAUCUUUUUGAAAUCAGGAAACUGCAAGACUUGGAGGGUUACGACAAGGUUGGUCAGGGUGACGCAGACAAAGUUGUAAUGGCCAUGUGAAGCAGGAGGAACUGCUGCUUGAGGCCGGUGUUCCCAGUGGUUGCAAGAAGUGGAGACAGAGAGAUGAGACCAAGAAUUCACCAGUCACUCUCUGCAUUUGGAGAACUUGAAAACAUCAGUCGGAAUAUUGUUUGCUCGAUUGAUUUGUUCUAUACUAAGAAUUGCAUUACCCUAACCUCUCCGUGUACUUCCACAUCCAUUCUUCUAAAUACUCCCUAAAUGCAUUUAUAUCCCAAGCAUGUUUAUCCUACUUUUUCACACACAUAUUCCCAUUAUAAUCUGAAGAAGGGUUUUGGCCCGAAACGUUGCCCAUUUCCUUCGCUCCAUAGAUGCUGCUGCACCCGCUGAAUUUCUCCAGCAUUUUUGUGUACCUUCCCAUUAUAAUCCCUUUCUUGUACCCUUCAAUUUCUCACCAAUUCCACAACUUGCUUUUACUUUCUACCUCCUAACAUUCCAUUUUCCCUCCAGUAUCCCACCCCCGUGAGCAGGCACUGAACGAGCAUGGUGGUGUUGCAUCAGGUCGGGAGCUGGGGAGUGCUGCACUGUCCUGAUGAGGUAGUUGUGGUACUGCUGCCAUCUGACCCAUGAUUGUUCUUUUCUCCUUUCAGUACAUGGAACGUUUUACAGCAACAAAGAAGAAAUUUGCAUAAUGACCAUGCUGGUGAAAGAAUGCUUUGUCCGUUGGUCAGCAGGCAGACUAGCCUAGGAAUGGCUGGCUAUACAGCGGUAGUACUUGUUAGUCCAUAAGCGGACGUACCCCUGAUGGACUGGAGGAGAAAUGAACAUUUCCUUGCCUGUUUGAAGCUGAUAGUCUUAUGCAGUACUAAAUGCUCUAGUUUAAGCUGCUGUUCAAUGAGGGCCUGAGCUCUACUCACUCCAAAUAAGCUACUGCUGUUGCACAAUUGAUCUCUUCAACAUUUUUGCACACUACAUUGCGGGGUGGAAUCAUACAAUAGUCCUUACUCUAACUGUUGGGGUUUAACCUCGGCAGAAAUCUGGUUGUAGCAGUUUCUGUGCUGUCACAGCUGUUUUAAGCUAUAAUUGCAACCAUAUUCACUGGUCUAAACUUUUGCUGAUGAGAUAGGCCACUGCUUGUGUUAUUUAGAAGAGCAGUUUGUAUAACAUAUUUUGCAUAUAAAAUGUUCUGUUCAUCUAUUUUGCUGUGAUUUGAUGUAAUAAGGGAAAUAAGGUAGAAGUUUCUCCUGAACCAAUCCGAGCCCAAUCCCCCACUUUGGGAUUGGGACGCGACAAUCCUUAACUAUAUUUCAAUUACCAUGACUACAUUUCGAGAAUAGACAUCUUAAUUAAAAAUAAAAAGAAAUGAGGCUGUUAAAGAUGAAAGCUUUAAAGUUGUGAUCACAUUUCGCAUUAAACAUUAUUUCCCAAUGUACUCAGUUGGAAACAAAUG